Cylindrotheca closterium is the source of this 2253-nucleotide messenger RNA. The record is from the annotation of a GenBank genome assembly. NCBI's taxonomy places the organism in Eukaryota, Bacillariophyta, Bacillariophyceae, Bacillariales, Bacillariaceae.
AUGACUGAAAGCAGGGGAAUAAGCAUGAGGACGACCUUAUUAUUGGCAAUAAUAGCCCUGUGCUGCUGGUCUUCCGAAUGGUUUAGCGUCCAAGCCACCCCGUUGCAGCAGCAGCAGCAGCGACAGCGUCAUCAAGAACGAAGACAUCUCCAAGAUGCGACUGUCCAAGGGUUGCAGUCACAUUUUGGAGCCAACUCGUUUGCAGGUGGAAUGGUAAUCCCAUCCACAAAUCCCAAUGUCGCUUAUAUUACAGGUCAAGUCGGUGCUUACAAUUGCUUCAUCGGAGCCGUGUCCUUGAUCAACAGUGACAAGACGCUAACGUUUAUCAGCAAGCAAAUUUUGGAAGGUGCCAUUUGUCAGACGCUUAGUCUCAAUUCCAAGGAAUCCCAACUGUUACUACUGGCGACAGCCGAAGAAGGAGGCCUCUUUACGGAAACAAGGCAGACAGGAUCCACCAGAGCAACCCAAUAUGGACUGAUUGCUCCUCUCUUGUUUGCUGCUGAUGGAGCUCAAGCUAUUCUACAACCUGGAUUGCUGUUGCACGAUGAUCCUGUCCAAUAUCCAAAGGCCUUGGUCAUGGACCCGUUUCACGAUGACUUUGCCUAUUUGGUCAGCAUGCAUUCGGAAUCCAAGGAAGAAAAUACCCACACGACGAUUGAUUCCGAACCCAACUUUACCUAUCUCCGCAAGUAUGGAUCGUCUUACUUUAUUACAAUUCGACGCAUCUUGUUCAAUGACCAAAAAAUAUUGCCCAACAGAGCGUGGAGCAGGGAAUACGCCGUCACUCCGCAAAAUUCUUUCGAAGCCAACGUCGUUGUGUCCAAUAUGAUUUAUAGCAAGGGCAACUUGUUGCUGGUCGGAUACACCCAAGGCUCCGGAAAUGCCUUUGGUAACGACGUAGGAAGCGGCAUUAGCGGUUAUGUCACCAAGUUUGAUACAGAAACAGGAAACGUUCAAGAUACUCCAGCUCGGGUAUCGCUCGGAACUUCGUCGACCAGCUUUACUCUUCUCUAUGAUGUCUGCAAUGACAACAAGGAUGCCGAUUUUAUCUACAUUACUGCCUUUACAGGAGAACAAGAAAUUGUCUUGAUCAAGAUGAAUGCGCAGCUAUUGGAAAUUGCAUGGCAGGUCCCAUUUACGUCCGAUCAGGAUGUUCACGAUUUGAUGUGUGCAGUCGAUGAAACCAGUGGUGUCGUGUACAUGGCAGGCGUGGUGGCUGAUGGCGGAACUGUAACUGGGACUGUUACGGAGGGCAGUACAACGACUACUUCCUUGGGCCGCAAUGAUGUCUUUGUGACACAGCUUUCAACGGAUUCCGGGAACGUCAAUUGGUUGCGUCAAAUGGGGACCGCCAUGGAUGAUCGUGUGGCGUCCAUUCAGAUAUUGACUUCGUCCACAGUGGGAGGAGGACUACUCAUGUUUGGGGAUUCCUCGGGGUCCCUAAUGGCAUCUGCUUCGAAGAGCAAUGAAGUCUGGAUUGCUCAAAUUCCCAUGGACGGGAAUUUACCAACCACGACGGAAAUUUCCAGUCAAGUCUCCAACGAUGGUGGUAAUGUACCAAUUGGACAACCCGUUUAUGACGAUGGAGACCAAAUCAUUCCUCCAGAUGAUACGCCAAAUUUUCCAAACACUCCGGCAGAUGGUGGAGACGAUACUAAUGGUGGCGGAGGUGGUGAUGCACCCGUGAUCAAUAAUUCGAGCAGCGACGACGGUGCAUAUGAUGAUGAUAUGUUGAGACCAUAUGGUAUAUCUGCAAUUAUUGUCCUUAUAUUGUUUGCCAUCGGGUUGGGUAUUGUACGGCGCAAGCAAAUCCAACAGGAUCGAGUAACGGAACGGGCCUUGGUCUUUUCGUAUCUACAAGCCUUUGAACCCGAAGACAUUGAUGUUCGCAACUCGGCGACGGGUGGUUGGCAUGGAACCUAUGUUGGAAAGUUGCACAGGGAUGGGGCAGCUUCACAUUCGUCAGUUGUCAAGGACAAUACCUUUGUGGACUACGAUUUGGGUUCCCCGGUUUCACCAAGUCGAGAGCCACGACGACAGUUUGUCAUUGGGGACGAUGACGGGGAGGACGACAUGGAACUGGAUGACCAGGCCGACGAUGAUGAAUACCGCAACCGGUACAAGACGGAUGAUGACUAUGAGAACGAGAACGACCAACGGGAAAUGGAUGCUGUCGAUAUUCGAAUUGCUGGUACGAGUUCCGGCUAUGAAGAGGAGGAGGAGAAACCGUCAUGGGGGAAAGAAAUUGUAUAA